GGAGGGGUGGGGCCUCGGCUGGCCGUCUGGAGCCGUGGGGGAGGCGGCAACAUUGUUUCAAGUUGGACAAAUUGUUAAGGGCUGAGCUUUCCUAGCGUUCCAUCCCGCGCUGGGGCUGCCGUGCUCACCUUGGCCCCCAGGUCCUCCGCCCCGAGUCGGGCCCGCUUUCUUCGGGUUCCCGGGCCCCGCUCCCGGGGGCCUGAGCCGCCUCACUAGCGCUCCAUGGAGAACUUCCAAAAGGUGGAGAAGAUUGGAGAGGGCACGUACGGAGUGGUGUACAAAGCCAAAAACAAGUUGACGGGAGAAGUGGUGGCGCUUAAGAAAAUCCGGCUCGACACUGAGACUGAAGGUGUACCCAGUACUGCCAUCCGAGAGAUAUCUCUGCUUAAGGAGCUAAAUCACCCAAAUAUUGUCAAGCUGCUGGAUGUCAUCCACACAGAAAAUAAGCUUUACCUGGUUUUUGAGUUUCUGCACCAGGACCUCAAGAAAUUUAUGGAUGCCUCUGCUCUCACAGGCAUCCCUCUUCCCCUCAUCAAGAGCUAUCUGUUCCAGCUGCUCCAGGGCCUAGCGUUCUGCCAUUCCCACCGGGUCCUACACCGAGACCUUAAGCCCCAGAAUCUGCUUAUCAACGCGGAGGGGUCCAUCAAGCUGGCAGACUUUGGACUAGCAAGAGCCUUUGGAGUCCCUGUUCGCACUUAUACUCAUGAAGUAGUGACCCUGUGGUACCGAGCGCCGGAAAUUCUUCUAGGCUGCAAGUACUACUCCACAGCCGUGGAUAUCUGGAGCCUGGGCUGCAUCUUUGCUGAAAUGCACCUAGUGUGUACCCAGCACCAUGCUAAGUGCUGUGGGGAACACAGAAGAAAUGGAAGACACAGUCUCUGCCCGCUGUGCUCCUAUCUAGAAGUGGCUGCAUCACAAGGAGGGGGGAUGACCGCAGUGUCUACCCCACACCCCGUGACCCGUCGGGCCCUGUUUCCUGGAGAUUCAGAGAUUGACCAACUCUUCCGGAUCUUUCGGACUCUGGGGACCCCAGAUGAGGUGGUUUGGCCAGGAGUUACUUCUAUGCCUGAUUAUAAGCCAAGUUUCCCAAAGUGGGCUCGGCAAGAUUUUAGCAAAGUUGUGCCUCCCCUGGAUGAAGAUGGACGGAGCUUGCUAUCGCAAAUGCUGCACUACGACCCCAACAAACGGAUUUCAGCCAAAGCAGCCCUGGCUCACCCCUUCUUCCAGGAUGUGACUAAGCCAGUACCCCACCUUCGACUCUGAUGCCCUUCCCAAAGCCCUAUUAACCUUUGGUCUGACUUGACUCUGGGCCGUUUGGACACAGGUCAGCCUUCUGCUCUUUUCUGGCUGUCUUGGCACUCAUCUUUUCUCCUGGCCAGCUAGCUCUGGGGAUUCAGAGGUGCAGGGAAAGAUUAGGUGAAAAGGAAAAAGGUUUGGUAUUAGAUGCACUUAACUCAGCCUCCAGCACCUUCUCUUCUUCUUCUUAGUCAUUACUGAGAAGGAUUGGAACUCGAAACAAAACAUCACUGACCGUUCUCCCCUGUGUCAAGUUUUGCCAUCUCAGUCUUAAACUGUCUCAUAAUUAUUAUGUCCCAUGUUUAGGAAAACAGACCCAGACCUGCUGCCACUGUUUAGUAAAGGCCAACUGAUAAGCAGAAGUCUAAGUUGGGACAUUUCAGAACCAAGCAAGAGGGGUCUGUUUUAAUGAAUUAGACUUAAAAAUAGAUGUAAGCAGUUUAUACCUUAGUUUUAGUGUUUGGCCUUGCCUAGCAAUCAAAGAGGCCCAGUUGGAGAAGCAGAAGAAAUGAUUCCCUUUGAAAGAAAUGACUAUCUUCUCCAGGCAAGAAGAGCCGGAAGGGCACAGGGAUCACGCUCUGCUGCAGUCUGUUCAUGGUGGUUCACACAGCAAGGUGAAAGACACUCUAGUUCUUCCUUUUAGCAAUUUUAUUGUUUUCUGGUGCUGACGACUGAACCCAGGACUUUGCCCUCGCUGAGCAGACACACCACCAGUGAGCCACAUUUCUAGCCCUGUCUUUGGAGUUGUCAGAGGUCCCUGUUGCCAUCUUCCUCUGAGAGUUACCCCUCACUCCAUAGGAGUGGAAGCAAGGCUUUAGAUGUCAUGACAAUGCUGGGAUUUUAAAGGCUUUGACCUGGUUGGGUCAUUGGGGGAAAUUUUCUAUAAGAGAGUGAACAAUUAUAUUUAUAUUUGAAGUUACAGUAGUUUGGAUAUUUUAGUGGUUUUCUUUUCUUUUUUUUUUAGUGUGGAUGGAUUUGUUGCCAUGUGCACUUUGGGAUUCAAUUGUUUAAAGAAAAGAUUUCUUUUAUGAUUUUCUUUCUUCUCCCACCCCUUGUC
Psammomys obesus (fat sand rat) is the source of this 2353-nucleotide messenger RNA. It is a transcript of the gene Cdk2, whose product is annotated as cyclin dependent kinase 2. The coding region runs from base 223 to 1263 and encodes 346 amino acids. Gene Ontology annotation, cellular component: cytoplasm; nucleus; cyclin-dependent protein kinase holoenzyme complex. Lineage: Eukaryota; Metazoa; Chordata; Mammalia; Rodentia; Muridae. Gene Ontology annotation, biological process: regulation of gene expression; signal transduction; G1/S transition of mitotic cell cycle. The transcript has 8 exons. The record is from RefSeq and is a predicted model, not a curated record. Gene Ontology annotation, molecular function: cyclin binding; cyclin-dependent protein serine/threonine kinase activity; ATP binding.